AUGGACGCAACUAGCAGACGGCCGCAACUACCUGCGCUUAGCUACCUGGAUAUCGGCAAGGUCAAAAGAGAAGAGGAGGCGUAUCAAAGUCGCCAUGGUGGCACUGCGCAAACUCUACCAUCAGUGACGGCAGCUAGUCCUACGUACGCAUAUCCGUCUGGACCUCCACCUCCAUACAGUCAACCGGCAGUAGCGUCGACGCUGCACGCAAGUGCAUGGCCUACUACAACCUCUGCACAUACCCCGCCUGAGUCACGGAGAGCCAGUGAAGAGGAUGCCAAACAGAGACAAUCUUUGCCUUCAAUCUCGGAAGCGCUUGGCGUGGACAGCCAAACAUCGUAUCAAUCCCAUACGCGCCCCGCCGUUGCGCCUGCAUCUCCUUUGUCUGCUGGGAUAAAAAGAUAUGGUAUGGAACCACCGCCAGCGCCAACGGUGCAUACUUCGACAGGAGCCUUUGCACCACACAGGCAUGAACCGCCGUCUGCCCUCCACCUGCAGACCUCGCAAUCCGCGCCACUGCCGGCUCCUCAACAGCCCGCUUACAGUUAUCCUCCGACUUCCUCCCCAAGCUCUACAAGCACAUCUAGCUUUACCUAUGGCUAUACUCCAUACCCAUCACGAUAUGCGCAGCCUCCACCAUCGACAACGAGUGCAGCGAACGGACCGAUAUACCAACCAUCGGCAUCGUACCCAGCACCACAAACGCCUUCGACGCCAUGGAGAUCAGAGAGCAGCACGAAGUUCGUUCCAAGCGAGCCCGCGAUGGGGCCUGGAGACUACAGCGCUUCCGUCAAACGCCAUCUAGACCUUUACGAUCUGGAAGGCGCUUUGAACGAGAUCAGCCAAAGUAGUAGCAUUCUGACCGACUUUUCACGCCGGUAUGGCGACCGUCUACACCAAACAGCAAGAUCUGGUACACCUUUGGGAUCACUACCUGGACUGGUUGAGGUGAAUGACAUGGUACAAAAGUCGCGCACACAAGUGGAAGCGCUACUUAAGAUACGAGAAGUAGUACUGGCUCAGCAAGCAGCAUAUGAUCAACAAAUCGCCGAGCAGCGUCCCCCUAAACAUCACGUUGAUGAGCCAGCACCGGCAAGCCACGACCUCGACUCACAAGAUGUCGAUGAGUUGAAAGUUGGGUUCGCUGGCUCCGACACCAAGAAACGGCGCGGCCGUGCUGCGCCACCAGGCCGUUGCCACAGCUGCAACCGAGCAGAGACUCCUGAAUGGCGGCGCGGACCGGAUGGUGCCAGGACCCUCUGCAAUGCUUGUGGCCUACACUACGCCAAGCUGACACGCAAGCAACAAGGCGUUAGUAAAUCGGCCAGUAGCUCAAACUUGCGCCCAAAGGAGGCAUAA
Molecule: messenger RNA, 1359 nt
Organism: Recurvomyces mirabilis
Lineage: Eukaryota; Fungi; Ascomycota; Dothideomycetes; Mycosphaerellales; Teratosphaeriaceae
Product: glutamate--cysteine ligase
Exons: 2
Coding region: 1-1359 (452 amino acids)
Biological process (GO): regulation of DNA-templated transcription
Molecular function (GO): zinc ion binding; sequence-specific DNA binding
Source: RefSeq, a predicted model, not a curated record